Messenger RNA from Pyrus x bretschneideri (Chinese white pear), 1133 nucleotides. Its product is annotated as OVARIAN TUMOR DOMAIN-containing deubiquitinating enzyme 2. Gene Ontology annotation, cellular component: cytosol; nucleus. The coding region runs from base 261 to 884 and encodes 207 amino acids. Gene Ontology annotation, biological process: endoplasmic reticulum unfolded protein response; protein deubiquitination. The transcript has 9 exons. The record is from RefSeq and is a predicted model, not a curated record. Lineage: Eukaryota; Viridiplantae; Streptophyta; Magnoliopsida; Rosales; Rosaceae. Gene Ontology annotation, molecular function: cysteine-type deubiquitinase activity.
UAAUCCUUUGUUUGUUGGACAUUUAUAAUUAUUUGAUUAUGCAAAUGGGUCCUCAUUAUUUUCUGUUUUUGUCCCCUCCAAUUUCUUUACUGUAAAGCUACUCUUGGUACCAUUACUAGAUCUGGAAAUUUCUUUCUUUUUUUUCUUUUGCAUUUAUUUAUCAAGUUCCUAUCAUUUCUGCUUUUGGGUUUGUUGAUUUCAAGCUGGAUUCGUUGUAUCACUUUGUUUCAGAAUCUGAAGGUGUAUAAAUAAUUUACAAUAUGGAAGGUAUCGUAGUAAGAAGGGUUAUUCCCGCAGACAAUAGUUGCCUCUUCAAUGCGGUCGGGUAUGUAAUGGAUCAUGACCAGAAAAAAGCUCCUGAAUUGAGACAGGUUAUAGCUGCAACGGUAGCAAGUGAUCCAACUAAGUAUUCUGAAGCAUUUCUUGGUAAAUCAAAUGAAGAGUAUUGUGCUUGGAUUCUCGACUCAGAGAAGUGGGGAGGUGCCAUAGAGCUAUCUAUAUUAGCAGAUUAUUAUGGACGUGAAAUUGCAGCGUAUGAUAUCCAGACUACACGUUGUGAUUUGUAUGGUCAGGAGAAGAGGUAUUCCGAAAGGGUUAUGUUGAUCUAUGAUGGACUUCAUUACGAUGCUUUAGCUAUGUCUCCCUUCGAGGGAGCUCCAGAGGAGUUUGAUCAGACAAUAUUUGCAGUCCAUAACGGUUCCAUUGGGCCAGUUGAGGGGCUCACUCUUAACCUUGUCAAAGAGCAACAAAGUAAGAGGAGAUACACGGACACUGCCAACUUCACUUUGCGCUGUGGGGUGUGCCAACUUGGACUAGUCGGCCAGAAGGAGGCUGUGGAGCAUGCACGGGCGACAGGGCAUGUCAACUUUCAAGAAUACAGAUAACAGAAUCGCUAUCCACUCAUUUGUUUCAUGCUGUGUCAAAUAAGUACAACGUUGGACUGUCGAAAGGCCACCGUGUGAUAAUAUUCAGUCUCGAAAUGUUGUAUUGUAGUACUGUACCGUCAAAAGGAAGAAAAACAAGGAAAACUAGACUUGUAGUGGGUUGCCCAUAUCAUUUUAUGGGGUCUCAUGCAACCUGUUGUAUCAGCCAUUACCCCUCCUUUAUUUAUUAUUUGAGUCUUCUUCAUUUUA